Molecule: messenger RNA, 294 nt
Organism: Fonticula alba
Lineage: Eukaryota; Rotosphaerida; Fonticulaceae
Exons: 4
Coding region: 1-294 (97 amino acids)
Source: RefSeq, a predicted model, not a curated record
AUGAGUGUGGAAUGGUAUUCUGCGUAUCACGGGGAGGUCACGCCGGGCGAUCGCACCAACCGGCGCCUGCACUUUGCCGGCACCACGGCCGGUCUGGCGGCUCUGACCGCGGCCGUCGUCCUCAAGAACCCCCUCUUCAUUCUGGGCGGCAUCAUCACUUCCUAUGCCUUUGCCUGGGUUGGCCACUUCUUCUUCGAGAAGAACAAGCCCGCGACCUUCAAGCACCCGAUGUGGUCGCUCAUGGGGGACUUCCGCAUGUACUGGGAGCUCCUGACCGGGAAGAUCCCCCUUUAA